AGCCUCUACUUUAGUCAAUCCUCUUUGGCUGUACAUAUCUUAUAAAUUCAUUUUUUACUUAAAAAAAAGAGCUCUCAGUGAUUAGAACCAAGAGAAAUUGAAAAUUAAUUAUUGCAAAAUGUCGAACUUCGGGUUUGGAACGCCGGCAACGACGGCCAACACGAGUUUCACUGGUUUCGGCACCCCAAAGCUUACGACUGGCUUUGGCCUAACUGGAACGGCAUUUGGAACACCAGCACCAGCUGCUAGUGGGAGUUUGACAUUUGGGACUCCCACAGCUACUCCAGCAACAAGUGCACCAGCAGGCAAUUUCAGUUUUGGAACUACAGCCACAGCAACCCCUCAGGCUCAAACUGGAGGGUUGUUGGCUAAUCCUGGAACUACAGCUGCAACUCCCAGUUUAUUUGGGACUCCUGCAGCUACUUCUGCUGCUCCCUUGACUGGUCUAGGAUUUGGAACACUCACUAGUGCUGCUACGACUGGCUUUGGAGCCACUCCAAGUGCCACAGGAUUUGGAGCAACUCCUGGUGCAACCGCCACAGGGUUCGGAACAACUCCCGGCACAACCGCCACUGGAUUUGGAGCAACUCCUGGUGCAACAGUCACUGGAUUUGGUGCAACUCCUAGUGCUCCAGCUACUGGAGGACUCAGUUUUGGGGCUCCGACUACGUCAGCUCCUUUGUUCGGUGCCGCACCCACCGGAGGCCUCUUCGGGGCGAAACCUGCAGCCACACUUGCUCCAGUCACAACAACUACUAGUGUAAAUAAAGGUCUAGGGGGUCUAGACGUUUCUGUGAGUAAUAAAGGACUUUCUCAAGGGAGCAGUAGUCUCACAGCAGCCAAGGAGAAUCUUAUACCUAAUGAAAUAACUCAGACCAUCGAUGCCUUUAAAGAAUUUGUUAAGACCCAAAAGAGUCUCAGCUCGGACAUAGCUAGAGGUUCGGCAAGACCAUUGACCCGAUGUGCAGAGGACACAGCCUCUCUCAUGGAAAUUUUGACAACUCUAGCAGGAUCUGUCCAACGGGAUCGAUCUCUAGUCGAUAAAUUGAAGCAGGACACUGCAAAAGCCCUCCAAAGCGCUGAAAUCGCACAGAGAACCCACGACACUCCUCCUGGCUUACAAUAUGAAAAUAAUGCGCCUCUGUUAUUCUUCAUGGAACUCGCCGAAACAUUCGAGCAGGACUUGAUGCUUUUCAGAUCACAGAUUGAAACCACUGAGAGACAUAUACAGACUAUGAUGACUCCUAGGACACUUACACCUCAAGAAUUGACCAUGGCGAUGAAAAAAAUUCACGAAUCAUUGGUGGCUGUAGCUGGUAAAUUACAAGGAGUUCAUGCAAAAGUCCAGCAGCAGAAGGAGCAGUACCUUAAUUUACGAAAGUAUAUACUUAAGGAUAGUACAAAUGUUUUUGAGGAGAUGAAACCGAAUGGAAAAACCAGCAGACAUAGCAUUGGGAGGGUCACUAGUGGACCCACUCCAUUUGGUCCAGGAAACAAAAGUUUUCUCUCAUCAACUACAAUAAACUCAGGAAGACAACCGAGUUACGGAUCAGCAAAUCCACUCGCUUGGGGUAAUGCAACGCCAGUGCCAUCGGCAACAAAUAUGACAAUGAAUGCUACGAUGAAACCACCAACGGCGAGUUUAAAUUUCAAUCCACCGUUAAAUCUGACCGCACCAUUGUCGACGAGCGAAACGAGCUCGAGUUUUCAACUGCAGAAGCCACCAGUUGGUAAUAAACGCGGCAAACACUGAUACAAGUGUAAUGCGCUGAGUUCGAUGCAUUGAUUGAUAGAUUGGAAUCGAUCUGAUGCGCAAAUAGAAAACACAUGCCUUGAGAGGAAAUUUCAUUCGAUUUCAUUUUGGAUGGAAUCCUGUGGAUUGAAUACUGUGAAUUAUUGUUCUUCCUCUGAGAAGGAAUGGACUCACAGGCUCUCGAUGAUUUUCUCAAUUGAUUUCAUCAUUCAGUCGUUGAGAUUUUUAAGCCGACGUGGCUAGCAACUGUGGUAUAUAAUUUUUUUUGUGUAAUAAAGUGUUUUUUAAUUAA
Molecule: messenger RNA, 2045 nt
Organism: Fopius arisanus
Lineage: Eukaryota; Metazoa; Arthropoda; Insecta; Hymenoptera; Braconidae
Gene: Nup58
Product: nuclear pore complex protein Nup58
Exons: 5
Coding region: 119-1753 (544 amino acids)
Biological process (GO): nucleocytoplasmic transport
Cellular component (GO): nuclear pore
Molecular function (GO): structural constituent of nuclear pore
Source: RefSeq, a predicted model, not a curated record